CUCCUGCAAUGUUGAUAACAGCAAGAGAAAUGCGCGAAUAUACCGAUAAAGACCGGGAGAGAGUGGCUCAGCCAAUGUCACCUACCGAGUAGGCAACCAGAGAGUUGGUGUGUGCGAGUGCUGCUCACCCCUUCGACCCCUCCUCCCUCGGCACAGACAAGAAGUCUCUAUCUGCAGCAAAGUACACGAGUGAUCGGCCGUCAAAGCGGUCGAAGCGAUCCGAACGCCCUACCGAAUUUCUUCGGCACGCACAUUCCAUUUAGGCAUUCCAUUUUUGCAGUUAUGGACCCUUUCGGCGAAAUCGGCGAGGACAACAAGGGCAAGCCGCUGGGAGACCUGCCACCGUCGCAGCCGCUGCUGGGCCCCUCCCAGCAGCCGCCGGCCCAGACCAACCUUGACGACCUGCUGGGCCCGGCGCCCCUCGGCCAGCACAGCGACCUGCUGGGCGAGUUCCUCUCGGCCACGGCGCCCUCCGAGGCCAUCCACCGCGCCACCACAGAACCCAUUCUGACGCUCGACGAGGAAUCGGACGAGCCGCCGCAGCCGGAGCGCAUCCAGUUCGAGUCCGGCAUCGACCUGUCCGACAUCAUGAGCAAGAAGACUGAGAUGGAGGAGCAGCACAUUCCCAAGGCCAAAGAGCAGCUCGAGGACGUUUACACGGCGGCCUCCAGCAGGGUGUUCAUUGAGGAGCCCCCGCAGGAGGAGCCCAUGGACUUCAGGCCGCUGCCUCCCGAGCCGGAGGACGCUGGCUCCGCCGAGGAAGAGGAGGAGGAACUGUCCCAGCAAGAGCCGCCGCCCGUCAUCCGACAACCAGAGCCGGUGCACGUCGAAAAAUUGGCAGAGCCGGCGGCUCCAGUCGCCCAAAGUAAGGCCAAACCGGCGCUCGAUGACGAAAUUGCAGCAUGUGACCUGUCGGGACUGUGCUCCUGGUUCAGCAAGGACAGCUUGCCUCCAGCAGUCGGCCAGCUGGUGUACUGGAGGGACCCGAAGAAGUCCGGCCUGGUCUUCGGCAGCGUCCUCUUCGUCCUGCUCUCCCUGUCGGCCUUCUCGCUCAUCAGCGUCGUCGCCUACGUCUCGCUGAUCGCCCUCGGAGGAGCCAUCGUCUUCCGCGUCUACAAGAGCAUCCUGCAGGCGGUGCAGAAAACUGACGACGGACACCCCUUCAAGAACCUGCUCGAGUCUGACCUCGCCCUUACCGACGAAAAGGUGCAAGAGAUUGCCAGCGUCGCUGUCAGUCAUGUCAACUGCACCAUCACCGAGCUGCGUCGUCUCUUCCUCGUCGAGGAUCUCGUUGAUUCCAUCAAGUUUGGAGUCCUGCUGUGGGUCCUCACUUAUGUCGGAGCCUGGUUCAAUGGCAUGACUCUGAUCAUUUUGGGCUUCAUUGGAGCGUUUACUCUGCCCAAGGUGUACGAGAACAACCAGGCCCAGAUCGACCAAUACCUUGAAAUCGUCAGGAGCAAAAUGGCCGACGUCUCCAAUAAAGUUAAGGCGGCCAUUCCUCUGGGAAAGAAGGACAAGGAGCAGUAAAAGCGCAACAACAACAGCUUCGUGAGCUUGAACAGGGGCCUGCUUUGGGCUAAAGGUCUACCCUUCCCCAUAGCAACUCUAAGCUGACUCUUUCCCUUGGCGAAUCUUACUUGGUUUCAUUUUUCCUAUCAUCCAGCUAAACCGAAAAACGGAAGAACAAACUAACAAGUCAGACGGCAAAACAACUGACACUUUUUAUCAGACUGAGGUCUUUGAGGCCAACAGAGAUCUGAUCCGGGGUGUUGAGUGCCCCGAGCUUAAGUCAAAACCCUUUGCAGUGUCAGUUGUCUUGGCCCACCUGGCCUGAUAAUUUUUGUUACAAGUGCCACGCUGUUACGAUAUGAUAUAUGUCGAUUUGUAAAGAAAUUAGAGAUGCCUUUGCGUGUGAUUUUUGGCAAGACUUGCUCCACUGAGACCCCCCUUGCUGUUUUCUGUUGUUGAUCAUUGCUUCCUUAUCUUAAACUCUUUCUCUUUUUAAUUUAUUCCUGUUCGGUUCCGGGGACGAAGUGUGGCCUACUCGCGAUAGUAGGCUGAACAAUCAUGGCAGGUCGAAUGCUGUUGUACAUAAUUCUAGAUGUGAGAAGACACACGUUUUUCCCAAUUGUACUGAGAUGACUAAAAAAAAGGCAAACCACGCAACAUAAUAGAGCUGUAAGUGGAGGGGUGGUUGGUUCUUAUUGCAUAUUUAGUAGGGAAAAGCAGCUUGCGAAACCAGUUUUAUGUGCUCUUCAGGCCGCCAGUUUCGAAUUUUUUCUUUUUUUUUUUAAUAGAAACUAAAAUCUAUAAGUCGCUUGCACGUACAUACAUGUAGACAGAUGGAAACGAGACCGAGAGGAUAAAAUUCUCAAAUUUCAAAUUAUGCACUCUUUUCUUAUCAUGUCAAAGAAUAUUAAAAAAAAAAAACCUGUUGCACUUUGUGGGAAAAAUAAAGGAAAUCUCUCAAAAACGA
Messenger RNA from Neocloeon triangulifer, 2476 nucleotides. RefSeq names its product reticulon-1-A (gene Rtnl1). The record is from RefSeq and is a predicted model, not a curated record. Lineage: Eukaryota; Metazoa; Arthropoda; Insecta; Ephemeroptera; Baetidae. Bases 283 to 1527 code for a protein of 414 amino acids. The transcript has 6 exons.